CGGAGAAGUGAGCUCCACUCGAUCACCGUUGCGGUUGGUAAGUAGUGAUGACUGUAUACCGUCGCCCCGUCCCUUGAAUUGCAACUGCUGGCAGUUCUUUACCCAUACUCGUGACACCUCCAUUCACCCUCCUCUUCCUAUUCAACUGCUACAAGAUCGAUUCCAAGAUGCCCAAACUCGCCGCCUCCCUCGACAUAAUAACGCUCACCGACACGCCUGAGUGUGCUGCACAGCUACUCGAAGCUGCAAAGACACUGGGGUUCGUCUACAUCACGAUGGCUGGCACCGAGAUUACUCCCGAGGCGGUAGAUGAGAUGUUCAAAAUUUCAAAGCAAUUCUUUGCCUCCCCGGAAUCCGAAAAAGCAAGCUGCGUCAUAUCCGCAAACAACAAGGGCUGGUCCGGAAUGCUCUCGGAAACCCUGGAUCCACCGAACCAGAAGCGCGGGGACUUCAAACAAGCCAUGAACUUCGGCGAAUUCACGCAAUCCGGCGAACCGCAACAACCGAUCACACCCACGCUGUCGCCACACCUUCCCACGAUCGCGCACUUCUCGACGCUCUGCGCCAACGUCUCUCGGCGGCUCCUCCGACUAUUCGCGCAAGCACUAUCCAUCUCCGCCUCCGCCGGCGGCGCAGAAUACUUCACCGCCUCGCACACGUCCACGAACGGCCCGUCGGGUUCCAUACUACGGCUGCUCUACUACCCCCCCAUCUCCAGCGGCGACUACGACCCAUCGAGCGACAUCCGCGCGGGCGCGCACAGUGACUACGGCUCCCUCACGCUACUGUUCCAGCACGACGGCGCGAGCGGCCUCGAAAUACUCUCCCCCGGCGGCGGGUGGAGUCCCGUCCCCGUCGUGUCGGAGGCGAUAUGCGUCAAUAUCGGGGAUCUGCUGAGCUAUUGGACCGCGGGCCUGCUGCGGAGCACUGUGCACAGAGUGGUCGCGCCGGGGGACCAGGCGGGGGAGCGGUACUCGAUGGCGUAUUUCUGCCAUCCGGUCGAUAGCACGCCGCUCGGCGGGAUUCCGAGCGAGAUUGUAAGGAAGCGUGGAGAGAGGGGCGCGAAUAUCGAGGACGAGGAGGUGCUCACCGCCGCGAGACAUCUGAAGAGUCGGCUUGCCGCGACUUAUGGGUGGAACAGCUAGCUAGAGUAGCUAGCGCAUAACUACAUCCAUUCCUUAAUAAACGAGUGCCAUUCCAUACGCCAAGACCCUAGUAAACACAACCAGCAUAAAAAAACCUCCAUCCCAUCCCACCUCUCCCUCCCUCCACAACCACGCACAACAAACGGUACGACUCCCUCCCCUCCCCGCUCUCUUCCCCCCUCCACGCUCCCCCUCCUCUUACCCUUCC
Messenger RNA from Tricharina praecox, 1353 nucleotides. RefSeq lists its product as uncharacterized. Gene Ontology annotation, molecular function: dioxygenase activity. The transcript has 3 exons. The coding region runs from base 168 to 1145 and encodes 325 amino acids. The record is from RefSeq and is a predicted model, not a curated record. Lineage: Eukaryota; Fungi; Ascomycota; Pezizomycetes; Pezizales; Pyronemataceae.